AUGUCCCAACCUGACGUCUCUUACAGUCAGAGUCUGCCUCGACUGUGGUUCUUGUGGGUUCCCAUUGAACUUGACAUCCUCCAACCGAAUCACUUCGACCAUAGCUUCUUCCGGGUAUCGUCGAUCCAUAAAGAAAGGAGCUGCCACGAGAUUCUGGCAGUUAAGAUUUCUUGGUGCAAGGGAGUGACUGGCAAAGGCUUCGAAGGAUGUUCAUCUACUCUAUGCUACAUAGAUGCUGAAAACUGCAAUCUUGAGCUAGAAGGAAUAUCAUGUAUCGUCAGUGGAGGUGGGAUCGAGUACUUGAACCUCUAUGGUGUGAACUUUCAUGGAGGUGCGUUGGCAGAAAUCGGUUCAGGGUUUGCCUCGAAGCUCAACAUUCUGAACCUGGGGUUAUGCAGGACCAUAGGGGAUGAAUCAAUAAUGGCGAUAGCCAGAGGUUGCCCCUUGCUUAAGGAGUGGAACUUAUCCCUGUGUCAUGAGGUUCGGGUUCCAGGGUGGGAGGCCAUCGGGGCGAACUGCAACGAGCUAGAGAGGCUCCACGUGAAUCGGUGUCGUAAUCUCUGUGAUUUGGGAUUGCAGGGUUUGAGACAAGGAUGCAGGAGACUGCAGGUACUGUACAUUGGCCGGGCCGGCGGGAGACUCACUUCCACUGCGCUGGAAGUGUUCAAAAUGGUUAGAGGUCGAGUUGAGGUUAGACAUGAAGAGGUAAUGUGCAUUGGCCCUGACUGGACUCUAUGA
Messenger RNA from Linum trigynum, 738 nucleotides. The record is from the annotation of a GenBank genome assembly. NCBI's taxonomy places the organism in Eukaryota, Viridiplantae, Streptophyta, Magnoliopsida, Malpighiales, Linaceae.